AUGGCCUCAACUUCGAAAAAAACGACGCCUUCUCCUUCUUGUUGUGACUCUUCUAGUACUACUGCAUCUCUUCCCAUUCGCCGUGAUGCUUCUCCUCCUUCGACGUCGUCGUCUUUGGUGCAGCAAGAUUGGACUGUUCCUGUUCCCUCAACUGAUCGCCGCCCGGUUGUCGAUUCUCUUCCAGAAUCUUCCCAAACCGCCUCCACUACUAAAACUGUCAUCCCAGUCAUGUUAAGGGCUCAGACCAGCCAUCCUUUGGAACCUUUGUCUGCUGCUGAAAUCUCUGUUGCAGUGGCAACUGUCAGGGCUGCCGGAGCUACUCCUGAGCUCAGAGAUAGCAUGCGUUUCAUUGAGGUGGUUCUGCUUGAACCAGAUAAACAUGUUGUCGGGCUUGCAGAUGCAUAUUUCUUCCCUCCUUUCCAACCUUCAUUGCUUCCUAGAACAAAAGGUGGACCUAUAAUUCCUACUAAGCUGCCUCCAAGAAGGGCUAGACUUGUUGUUUACAACAAACGGUCAAAUGAGACAAGCUUAUGGAUUGUGGAGCUCUCUGAAGUACAUGCAGCAACUCGAGGUGGACAUCAUAGAGGAAAAGUGAUUUCAUCUCAAGUUGUUCCAGAUGUUCAGCCUCCAAUGGAUGCUGUAGAAUAUGCUGAAUGUGAAGCCGUUGUCAAAGACUUUCCUCCAUUUAGAGAGGCAAUGAAAAAAAGAGGUAUUGAAGACAUGGAACUUGUGAUGGUUGAUGCCUGGUGUGUUGGUUACCACAGUGAUGCUGAUGCUCCAAGCAGAAGACUUGCUAAACCACUUAUAUUUUGUAGAACUGAGAGUGACUGCCCAAUGGAAAAUGGUUAUGCACGACCAGUCGAGGGCAUCCAUGUGCUUGUCGAUAUGCAAAACAUGAAGGUGAUCGAAUUUGAAGAUCAUAAACUUGUUCCCUUACCUCCAGCUGAUCCAUUAAGGAACUAUACUCCUGGUGAAACAAGAGGUGGUGUUGAUCGAAGUGAUGUGAAACCUUUACAAAUUAUCCAGCUUGAAGGUCCAAGCUUUCGUGUCAAUGGACACUAUAUAGAAUGGCAGAAGUGGAAUUUUCGCAUUGGAUUCACUCCUAGGGAGGGCCUGGUUAUACAUUCUGUUGCCUAUGUUGAUGGUAGCAGGGGGAGACGACCUGUAGCCCACAGGUUAAGCUUUGUAGAGAUGGUUGUGCCUUAUGGAGAUCCAAAUGAACCACAUUAUCGUAAGAAUGCUUUUGAUGCUGGGGAAGAUGGCCUAGGUAAAAAUGCACAUUCACUAAAAAAGGGCUGUGAUUGUCUGGGCUUUAUCAAAUACUUUGAUGCACACUUUACAAACUUCACUGGAGGUGUUGAAACAAUUGAAAAUUGUGUAUGUUUGCAUGAAGAGGAUCAUGGAAUUUUAUGGAAGCAUCAGGAUUGGAGGACAGGUUUGGCAGAAGUACGAAGGUCUAGACGGCUUACAGUUUCCUUUAUUUGUACUGUCGCCAAUUAUGAGUAUGGAUUUUUCUGGCACUUCUAUCAGGAUGGAAAAAUCGAAGCUGAAGUGAAGCUUACGGGAAUCCUUAGCUUAGGAGCAUUACAACCUGGGGAGACUCGAAAAUAUGGUACAACCAUUGCCCCAGGUCUCUAUGCACCAGUUCAUCAACACUUCUUUGUUGCUCGUUUGGACAUGGCAGUUGAUUGCAAAGCUGGUGAAGCUUUCAAUCAGGUUGUUGAGGUGAAUGUUGAAUUUGAGAAACCUGGGGAGAAAAAUGUCCACAAUAAUGCAUUCUAUGCCAAAGAGACACUGCUCCGAUCAGAAUUGCAAGCAAUGCGUGAUUGCAACCCCCAAACAGCUCGCCAUUGGAUUGUGAGAAACACUAGAACCGUAAACAGAACUGGACAAUUAACAGGCUACAAGCUAGUACCUGGUUCAAAUUGUUUGCCAUUAGCUGGUCCUGAGGCAAAGUUUUUGAGGCGAGCUGCUUUUCUGAAUCACAAUCUUUGGGUCACACCUUAUACACAUGGCGAAAUGUUUCCUGGAGGAGAGUUCCCUAAUCAAAAUCCACGUGUUGGUGAAGGACUGUCUACAUGGGUUAAGCAGAAUCGACCUUUAGAAGAAACUGAUAUAGUUCUUUGGUAUGUAUUUGGGAUUACACAUGUUCCUCGGUUGGAAGAUUGGCCAGUCAUGCCUGUGGAGCGCAUUGGUUUUAUGCUUAUGCCUCAUGGGUUUUUCAAUUGCUCUCCUGCUGUGGAUGUUCCUCCCAGCACAUGCGAAUUGGACGCCAAAGACAAUGAUGUGAAAGACAAUGGUGUAGGGAAGACACUUCAAAGUGGGGUGCUGGCCAAGCUUUAA
This is a messenger RNA of Dovyalis caffra, 2343 nucleotides long. The record is from the annotation of a GenBank genome assembly. NCBI's taxonomy places the organism in Eukaryota, Viridiplantae, Streptophyta, Magnoliopsida, Malpighiales, Salicaceae.